AUGACUCGCAUGGUUGGAAAGCUCGGCUUCUCGAGCCAGUCAGAGUAUGAUGGGGAAGUCAAGACUUCCCGGGAGUUGAGAACGGGUGACAUGGAUGUUUGUUUUGUUCUCUCUCUGUUUCCUGAGAAAGUGAGAAUGGUGAACAGUAGGGAAUUAAAGUCAUGGAAAGAGAAGCUCUGGAGAAGAAGCUUGAGCUUAGACUUGGCUUACCUGGAGAUGAACUUGAAUACAAGUCACAAGCAGCAGCAGCAGCAAAACACUGACAAGAAUGCAGAAACUGAAUGUUUAUCUUUUUGGGGAAAACAGAGUAAACUCUGCACCUUGGUUGGCUGGCCUCCUCUUGGAACUUUCAGAAAGAACAUUGCUGGUAAUUCUUCAAAAACAUUGAAUGAAUCUCAGAAUGUGGCUUUGAAGAGUGAAGUAAAGCUUGAGAACUGCAAAAAGAAGCGCUUGUUUGUUAAAAUUAACAUGGAUGGCAUGCCCAUUGGAAGGAAAAUAAACUUGAAGGCCUAUGAUAGUUACACAAUGCUUUCUUCGGCUGUCGAAGAACUCUUUCGAGAACUUCUUGCAGGCAUUUGUGAUAGUUCAAAAGAAAAGAAAGCAUUUAAAGGCUUAUUAGAUGGUAGUGGAGAUUAUACCUUGGUUUAUGAAGACAAUGAGGGAGAUAAAAUGCUGGUUGGUGAUGUUCCUUGGGACAUGUUUGUUUCUACUGCAAAGAGACUUCAACUGCUGAAGACCUCUGACCUUUCUGCUCUAUCUUCUAAAUCAGUCAGUAGAAACUGGAUAAGAUAGAGCUGAAGAAAGAUCAGAGAGGCUUGCAAAUUUUGUUCAGUGAGAUAGAGCUCUAAUGCUCUUUUCUGUUAACCAGUUCACAGUGAUUGUAGGAUAACUGGAUAAGAUCUUGAUGUGGACAUGCAAUCAAUAUCAAUGUUAAGAUAAAAUGUCUCUGAUGUAACUGAAAUUUGAGUGAUGGAGAUGAAGAUUGGGUCUCUAUCAAGGCAAGGUCCAAGCCAGCCAAGCAAAGAGAGCAGAAGAAGGCAAUGUUUAGUUGUGAUAUCCUUGUCAGCCAACUUCAUCUACUUGUCUUCACUGUAAAAGGAUAGGUUCCAUGAUUACCAAGUUUCAUCUCAACAAAGUCACAAAUGAGCUCUUAAUCAACAAUA
Dioscorea cayenensis subsp. rotundata (Guinea yam) is the source of this 1163-nucleotide messenger RNA. Its product is annotated as auxin-responsive protein IAA28-like. Gene Ontology annotation, molecular function: protein binding. NCBI's taxonomy places the organism in Eukaryota, Viridiplantae, Streptophyta, Magnoliopsida, Dioscoreales, Dioscoreaceae. Gene Ontology annotation, cellular component: nucleus. The transcript is spliced from 8 exons. The record is from RefSeq and is a predicted model, not a curated record. The coding region runs from base 1 to 792 and encodes 263 amino acids. Gene Ontology annotation, biological process: regulation of DNA-templated transcription.